This is a messenger RNA of Aphanomyces astaci, 1176 nucleotides long. RefSeq lists its product as hypothetical. The transcript has a single exon. The record is from RefSeq and is a predicted model, not a curated record. NCBI's taxonomy places the organism in Eukaryota, Oomycota, Saprolegniomycetes, Saprolegniales, Verrucalvaceae. The coding region runs from base 1 to 1176 and encodes 391 amino acids.
AUGGACGAGUUGCCGACGAAGGAGACGAUUCAAGCCUCCUUUCAUAGUGCAUCAACUAAGCGCACGUAUGGCACAUACCAGCGGCAAUUCGAAACAUUCUUUCGCUCUGCCAACCCAGACAAAGUGCCCUUGCAAGCAACCACAAACGACUGCACUGAUUUCCUGCAGCACCUGUACGACGUCGCCCUUGGUGACUUGCUUGGUGGCCAAUUUGUUUCCGUUCGUCUGCGCUGGCACAAAAAAGCGAGUGUCGAAAAGGAGUACCAAGUGUAUAACCUGGUGGACGAGCGAGCGUAUCCGUGCCUCCGUGUGUAUGGUUUCUACAACGAGUAUGUGAAUGCCGUUGGAGCGACAUUGAUGAAUGUCACCAAGGACGCGUUUGUGUUUCCACAAGUCACGUGUGUGAUCAAUGGCAGCGUAAAGAUCAACUGGGCUAAAGCCAUGGAACAGAAUUUUCUGCGGAAACAAAUCAACGAUCUCGUUGAAAGCACCCCUUCGCUGUCGGUCAACAUCUCUUUCCACAGCAUGCGUCGUGGUGGGUGUUUCUACCGUGUGUUUGAGUCCCUGGACCGGAAGUUUAACUUCCGCGAAUUGAUGGCCUGGUGUCGUUGGGAAGACACCAAAAUGUGCUGCGAAUAUUUGGUAACGAAAAGUGUCAGUGACGCCAUCGACCCCCGACAUCUACUGCAGACGCGCCACCGAGAGCCGCACGGUGUCAACGUGGAACCAACCAACGUGGCGGAAAUUGUAGAUCAAAUUGCUCAAUAUGUAUUGACUCAUCUGCAGGGCGAUCGAACGAGCAGUGUCCUCAGCUCGUCGCCAGCUACUCCCAGUGAGCUGUCCGCGAUUGUCAACAAACAGCCUCCAUUGGCUCAGCGCUCGAUGCAGGACUUUGUUGUGCCAAAGAUAAUUCCAACUGCUCGGUCGGCGAAAGAUGCGUGGGAGCAGUGGUUCUCCGUCGAUCACAAAAAUGGCCGCCCCUGUGCCCUCAAAGACUACACGAAAUCAAUGAUCAAGUCGGACCGCAAAAAGUAUUCCGAACGGCAAACGAUCGCGACAGCAUUCAACAAGUAUCAGUCGUAUUCACACUUCGAACAAGCGUACGCGGGAUACACGAACACAUACUCCAAUCUGCUUCAUGAAGUUCGCAAGCGUAAACGAGAAAACACACUAUAA